AUGACCACAGCACCGCCACCGCAGUUGGCUUUGGCACGCAGAACUGGAGCACAGGGGAGGAAAGCAGGGCAGGUUAAUGUUAAAUACAGCGUGCUAAUUGGGGGCCAGACCCAACCAAGCUGCUGCUGCAAGUUCCACGUCUUGAGCUGCCAUCCAAGGACCCUUCGCUUUGACGGCCUGCUGGUUGCUCGCCCAUGCGCUGUGGGCCUGUCGUUGGGAGAUGUUGCCAAAGAUCCCGCAGUUCUGCUUGAAUCACUCAACAAGAACGAGCAAUCCGCCAAUGGCCAGUCCCACUCCAGGGAGUCCACAAAUCCCCAGUUCAAGAAAACGAGUGGAGACUUCCCGUCGGCCAACGGGGAGGCUGGUGGGGAGGCCCCCAAGGGCUACACUCAGGACCAGGUGGAUGCAGUGAAGAGGGUAAAGCAAUGCAAAGAUUACUAUGAAAUUCUGGGAGUAAACAGAGAAGCUUCUGAUGAGGACCUGAAAAAGGCUUACCGGAAACUCGCACUGAAAUUUCACCCAGAUAAGAACCACGCACCAGGGGCUACAGAGGCAUUUAAAGCCAUUGGUAACGCAUACGCGGUAUUGAGCAACCCGGAGAAGAGGAAGCAAUAUGACCAGUUUGGCGACGAGAAACUCAACCCUGCUCGGCAUGGACACAGUCACUCGGACUUCCACCGCGGGUUUGAGGCAGACAUCUCCCCCGAGGACCUCUUCAACAUGUUUUUUGGUGGUGGUUUUCCUUCUAGUAAUGUUCAUGUAUACAGCAACGGCAGGAUGCGAUAUACCUACCAUCAGAGGCAGGACAGACGAGAACAUCAGGGUGACGGUGGCCUUGGGUUGUUCGUCCAGCUGAUGCCUAUCCUCAUCCUGAUCAUUGUGUCUGCCCUCAGCCAGAUGAUGGUCUCCAGCCCACCCUACAGUUUGAGCCAGAGGCCGUCUGUGGGUCACGUACACAGGAGAGUGACAGAGCACUUGAAAGUCAUCUACUACGUAUCCGAGAAUUUCGCAGAUGAAUACACGGGCACGAACCUGAAAAACGUUGAAAGGAGCGUGGAGGACGACUAUAUUGCAAACCUUCGAAAUAACUGCUGGAAAGAGAAGCAGCAGAAGGAAGGCUUGUUGUACCGGGCACGCUACUUCGGAGACUCGGACCUCUACCAGCGAGCACAGAAGAUGGGCACCCCCAGCUGUAGCAGACUGUCAGACGUCCAAGCCUCUCUGCACGGAUAGUCACCGCCCGCCCGCUCGGCAGAGGUCUAAGUACGAGCUGGUGAUGCUUCCCCUGGCAGCGGAGCAGGGCACGAUAGUGCUUUUCAAACUUACUUAAAUCUCUGUUUGAGACACAGAUCUUCACGAGCCUCCCCUGGAUGCGCACACGUCACAGGGGGAAGCGCCCCCCUUCGCCGAGCGUACGCUUGUUAAUUGGGAAAUCGAUUUUGUUUAGUUUGCAUGCCGGCACCCUCGGCUCUCUCCACCACUCCCUGUUUUCUCUGGCACUGUCGGUGUUGGGUCUCUAGGAACAGAGCAAAAGCCCCGGGCGUGUUGGCAACUCAGCUGAGGUCUUGUCAACUGCGCAUUCGACGUUCGUUUACCGGCCGUGGCAGCCAGCCAGCCAGCCGCCGCGUUUUUAGUGAACCUUUUUUCGGGUCGCUUCAUUGUCUGUUUUACUGCAAAAGCUCUUAUCCCCUGGCACUUGAAGCAAUGUGGUGACAGGGAACGGACUCCUACCAAACAGAUGUUCCUUGCCCCCCCUGUUGCCUUCCCAUGACACUCGAGGAGAACAAAGCAAAUGGCCAGAGUUCACAGCGGGUUGUAGAAGUAACUCACUGCAUUAAACUGGGAAUCAAAGUAAAAACAGCUGAGGGGGAGUCUGGAAGACUCGGGGGUUGGAGAGGUUGAAUUAAGGUGAGCCUGGAUAGCACGCGGGUGUGCUGGGUCACGGGACAACUGCACGAAAACCGUGAAAACCGAUUGGGACAGAGUUUGGAGUCCUUUUUUCUGAUUCAUGAUCUGGGCUGAUUUCACCUACCGGAUUCUGCCGGCACGGCUGUAAAACAAGUCCCUCCUACCACAAAAUCAUUUGGAAACAGGGUUUCUAUAGAAAAUGAAUCGGAGGUGAAGCUUACACCGAGUGUUCGUUGUACGGGCACCGUUUAGGCUUGCAAAGACUUCUGGGGGACGUCGGACAUCUGGCUGCUUGAUUUGUAGACACAUGUAUGGAGGUUUAGCUGGGGAGUUUUUGUUUGGUUUUUAUUUUCUUUGGCAGAGGGAGCACAUCUGAAAGUUUGGCCCUUAAAGCAAAUCCUCUGGGUCGUGUUUGGCAUUUUUUUGGGUCUGUCCUGUUUUUGGAACCAUUCUUAUCUUGAUACGCCCACUCUCCUGUUUCGAUAACUGCGCCUCCUCUUUCACGAUAGACCGGCAUUAAUUACCUGCUGCUUUUCUUUAAUUCCCUCUCUGCACCCGUGGUCUGAAAAGAGAGCUGCUCUUAGGCAGAGGGCCCGCUGCGGACCGAAACCGUGCGGCUGGAAAAGCCGCCGCCUGUAACGUAGCGGGGGGAAGGAAGGGGGAGGUUCGGUGACGUGCGAUUAUCCGGAGACUGACGCCGCUACCGCUUUUGUUCCCAGACUCUUGAAAUGCCUGAAGACUUCUGGUGAAGUGCACUGAGCCGAGGUGACAGACUUGAUAUUUAAAAGAAUCAAACCUUAUGUAAAAAA
Molecule: messenger RNA, 2717 nt
Organism: Egretta garzetta (little egret)
Lineage: Eukaryota; Metazoa; Chordata; Aves; Pelecaniformes; Ardeidae
Gene: DNAJB12
Product: DnaJ heat shock protein family (Hsp40) member B12
Exons: 9
Coding region: 1-1233 (410 amino acids)
Biological process (GO): cellular response to misfolded protein
Cellular component (GO): endoplasmic reticulum membrane
Molecular function (GO): Hsp70 protein binding
Source: RefSeq, a predicted model, not a curated record